CUCCGUGAACCCACGCCUUUUGCCCCUCCCCUGCGCUGCCAUCUUCCCUUCCAAGGAAACGCCCCGGGGCCCCUCCGCCUAUAAAGCUGACGCCCCGGCAGGCCGGCACCAUUGCCAAGGACAACGAAAGCUUCCCAUCCUCUUGGCUCUGUUCCUCCAUCCACCACUAGCCUCUCCAUCUCCUCUCCUCGGGGUUUCCGUCCUUCCGUCCGAGUGCCUUCGCUUGCUGUUGGGGUCGCGAUGGAGAAGGAGGUCGGCGUGAACGAGGAGGCGGUGGCAGCGCCGGAGGAGGCGACGCCGACCCUGACCGCGACGCCGACCCUGACGGCGCCGGAGAAGGAGCCCGAGGCGCGGGAGAAGUGCUACAAGAAGACGGUGGGGGAGGAGGCGACGUUCCUGGAGAGCGCCAAGGACUACUUCAACCAGUUCAAGGCGAUGCCCGCGCAGAAGCACUGGAUCUGCGUCAAGAACUACUUCUCCCAGAAGUGCAGCUCGGUGUUCGGCAAGCAGAAGGUCGAGCCUGUGGUCAAGGAUAAGACUCCAGAGGUGGUGAAGCCGGCAGCAGUUGAGACUCACUGAAGGGGUUCUGAUCGUCUUUGGGAAAACAAAUGUAAAUGAUCUUGGAGGUGUUCUACGGUGGUGAAAACUUGAGACUUUGUUGGUCUCCUUAGAAACUAGUAUCAUAGUAUGUCUUGCUAGCUGUUCGAAGUAGUGGUGUGGGCAUCGUUGGUCCAGUAACUCGUCAUGAAAACUAUGUGUUUCUGCAUCAAGUUCUUAGAAUGUGAACCUUAAUCUGCCUGGAAUGGAAUGGUUACUGAGCCCAUUUGCGCUUAUUUGGUAUU
This is a messenger RNA of Setaria italica (foxtail millet), 842 nucleotides long. RefSeq lists its product as uncharacterized. The record is from RefSeq and is a predicted model, not a curated record. The transcript has 2 exons. Lineage: Eukaryota; Viridiplantae; Streptophyta; Magnoliopsida; Poales; Poaceae. The coding region runs from base 241 to 579 and encodes 112 amino acids.